Diversispora eburnea is the source of this 1278-nucleotide messenger RNA. Lineage: Eukaryota; Fungi; Glomeromycota; Glomeromycetes; Diversisporales; Diversisporaceae. The record is from the annotation of a GenBank genome assembly.
AUGGAUUCACUACUUUCAGCACCCAGCUCUACCGAAGUAACAGUUGCAGAAGUUGACGGAAAAUUAAUACAAUUGAGAAAUGCAUCAGACCCAAACAUCGAUCUUUAUGUCCGCGCUGAAGGAGUUUUAUUUCAGCAUUUACAAAUGCCCGCCAAUCUUAUACAUCCUGAUAUUAGUCGAAUUACUGUCAAAGAUUUACCAUCACAAAAAUCAUUAUACGGUAUAUUACAUAAUGUACAAUCAUUAGGACAAUCUUUUCCCUCAAAUUUUAUAUCUAACGCUAUAUUCAAUACGGAUACUCAAUGUUAUGUACUUUCAUUAGAAGAAGAAUUAAAAGAAUAUCCAGCAAAUUUAUUAGCUUGGCAUCCAUAUGUAUCAAUAUUUGCUAUAGCUCAUAAAGAUGAUGCAAUUUUUUUAUAUGAUUUACGUACAGAAACUUGGUUUCCGGAAAUUUUAGAAAAUGAAUUAUUACAAAAAGAUAUUACUUGUAUGUCAUGGAAACCUUUAGGUGGAAAUAUUUUAGCGGUUGGUUGUAAAAAUGGAAUUUGUUUAUGGGAGAUAUCACUUGAACAAAAGAAAGUUUCAAAAAAUGGUCCAUUUAGAUUUGAUGCUUGGAUGCCUGAUGGUUCAAUAAUAUUAUGGAAUACUUCAUCCGGAAAUGGAACGAUUCUAACAACGAAUCGUAAAGUCGCAUUUUUGAGUUGGAGUCCUAUUGGAGAAAUUUUAUUUUCUUCCUCUUUAUGGACUUCGAAAAUUAUAAAUGCUCCAACUCCAUUUCGACGUCCUGUUCAAACGGCUUGUUGGACUAAAGAUGGUCGUGUUUUAUUCUUAUCAUUUUGUGAAGAUCAAUGUAUUCGUUCCCUUUCAAUAACUCCAAAUUUAGAUGUUGAAUGGCUUCCUGAAGAAUAUAUUUCAUUUAGUAUCGAAUGUGCUGGAAGAACAGUGAAACAAUUAGCAAUUGAUCCAACCGGUGAACGACUUGUAGUAUGUUUUAAAGAUACACCAUUAUUAGUAGUAUUUCAUGCAAAACAACCGUCAUUAGUACCAAGGGGUUCAAAUUUAUUGAGUGGUCAAGGUAUAGUGAGAGGUCCUAAAUGGCGUGAACCAGGAGAAGGAGAUACUACAGGAGAAACAUUUUUUAUGAAUAAACCUGAUCCCAAAGCAGUAUCAAUAAACUUUGCGAAACAUUUUAUGAAAGGCGCAUUAUUAAGUUUGAUAUGGGAAGAUGGUCAAAUAUCAUUUUUACCAUUUUAUUUUCGUCCAACAACUGGAAAAUAA